This is a messenger RNA of Rodentolepis nana, 1800 nucleotides long. The record is from the annotation of a GenBank genome assembly. NCBI's taxonomy places the organism in Eukaryota, Metazoa, Platyhelminthes, Cestoda, Cyclophyllidea, Hymenolepididae.
AUGCAUCAUCAGUCUUCAAGUGUGCCUGCAUUUCUCAGUAAACUGAGAUUGCUUGUGGACGAUGCCAAAACAGAUGCAUUUAUUUAUUGGGAUCCUAGUGGAAAGAGCUUUCAUAUUCGAGAUGGAAAUCGCUUGGCCAAAGACGUUUUACCGAUGCUUUUUAAGCACAAUAACUUGUCUAGCUUUAUAAGGCAAUUAAAUAUGUAUGGUUUCCGAAAGGUAAAUCGAGCAGAAACAUAUGUCGGCUUCAGCUCUGAUUCUGAGAACAUGGAAUUUUGUCAUCCUUAUUUUAUCCGCGACGAUGAAUCCUUAAUGACCAAAAUUCAAAGGAAACAUCCAAAUUAUGGUUUUCCAACGAGUAUGCUCUUGCAGAAUAUGCGAACGGGUGAUGCUGCUUCUUUAAAUGGUUCUCGAGAAAAUUCGUCAAUUAACCAUCCAGGUCGAUAUGCCUUUAGCUCCGAUUUUAACCAACUUGCAGAAGUUGUACGCCAGUUAAAAUUACGUCAAGAAGCCACUAAUCAGCAGUUUACGCUUUUGCGCCAAGAAAACCAGUUUCUCCAUCGUCAAAUUAAUUCACUUAGGACCCAAAUUGAACGCCAAGGAAAUCUAAUCCAAACGCUUUUUAAUGUUCUCUCUGCGUUCACUAUGGACACGCGAGGUAAUAAGAUACGUCUGUGUCCUGCGAAACGCAAGUUGGCUAUUACUGGUGCUCCGAGUUCGGGCGAAGUGGAGUACAAUAUUGAUCCAAAGACAAUAACCGAGGGAAGACGUAUUCUGGCUUCGAAUCCGCACUUUGCGCAAAUAUUUUUCCCCCAAAGCGGUUCUAAUUCUCCUGAAAUUUUCUCUCCAUCCAAUUCAUCGGUUGUUGAAAUGGUACCUAGUCCUUCUACGUCAAGUGGUACACUUCCACAACCCCGCAUUUUAGCUAUUCAAGAUGUUCCAGCACAUUGUACAGACAAGUCGAUUCAACCUGGUUCCUCCAAUGCUAACAAUUCAGUGCUUCAAACUGAUGAUAAUUUUCGAUCAUCUAAACGUCCUGAGGAUGUUUCUAUUGACCAGGACUUCAUUGAUUCUGAUGAACCCUUAAACUGUAUUGAAAAUACCUCUUUGAAGGCAGCCGAAGAGGAUGCUCAGGACUUUGGCUAUCCCUUUGAUCCAUUGGAUAAAUUUUCUCCCAAUUAUCGCCUCUCCGACAUUGAACCUAGCAUAUCAAAUGUCUUUGAGCCUUUUCCGUUGUUUGAUCAGGAUCCUUCCGCUUUUCAGCCACCACAACAUUCUCAAACGUCCCCAAAUGGUAGUGACAAACAGCACGCCAAUGCAGACACUUCUUCUAUGCCCAAGAAAAGACGUGUCAUUGCAAUUCGAGCUUUGCCAUCUGCUCAAUCUGGAUCCCAUAGAGUACAAACAAUACCAAGAUCACGAAGGAGAAAAGGCACCACACCUCUCUUUUUCUCACAAAACGCAAACACCAACAAUUCCACAUCACAUAAUGAUCCUCCGGAUUCUUUCACUUGGAACCAUUCUUCUGAUCAAGUCGUAGAUGAUGGACCCCUUAUGAAUGAUGUUUCAAUGAACCCAGGUGCAAGUGGCACUGUCACUGAAGACGGGUCGGUAGAUGAAUUGACAAACGACAAUGAUAAUGAUGCGACAAUGAAUGAUUUUGUCAAUGACCUUUUGCUUGGUCCGAACGAUCCCCAUAUUUUUGAUGGGCUCUUUGGCGCUUCUCCUCUCAAAUCAAUCGGAAAUUCUCCCUUACCUUACUAUCAUCAUCAUGAUGACACCAUUCCUGAUUCUCAUUAA